CGAAGCAUAGCGUGCGAUGGAGAGGCUGAGGCAGACGACGCAGUUAAGAUACGCCAAUACAAUAAUGACAACAAGAGUAUGGGCAUGGUAGUUGCCAUUACUAACCAACCUCAAUCUCCAAUCAAUCUCAUCUACUCAAAUCUUCACUUUAUCUUCCCAUCUCUCUUUCAUACAUAUAACCUAAGAAGAAAACCUCACAAGAAUUUCUCGAAGCGAUAGCACGACGACGGCCAUGGAGCACGACGAGAGCCAAGAAACGGCCGCUACGUUCAUGCCCGUCAUCCCACGAUUGGAUCGUCUUGAUCGCCUUCUGCAGCUUUUAGAGGAGAAGCAUAGCUUGUCAAGGAGAGAUUUCUGUGGCAAUACUUGUGCAGUGGAUGCGGGGAGCAACGUCGACGAGUGCAAGACUCUGUCGUCGGCUCUGGACGAAGUCCACCGGAAAGGCACGCUCAUAGAGCGGCUCGUCCUGCUUGAGAACCGAGUACUGCAGUUGAGCCUGGAAAUGGACGAAGGGAACACAUCCAAGUCCAGCACUUCAACAGUUGAAGUUUCAGAAAUGACAGCCAAAGAGUCUGAACUAUUAUCCAUUCCCAAGAGACAGGACGAGAGUCCACCACCACUCACUGCUCAAGAAAUGCAACUUCCUGCCAUGACUCCACCACAAGAGAGCGUUGUUGUAAGAGAAGGAAGUCGUCAACACAAAAACAAAGGAAAGAAGAAGAAAGUGCCAAAGAGAUGGCUGGGACUGUUUCGACUUACAUGCUGAUCUUUUAUUUUAGGGUGUCGAGUAAGUUGGUAUGCUCUUAUUUAUUUUUAUUUUUUUAUAAAUAAAGGAGGAUUAGAAUUAGUUCUCCAACGACAUGUAAUA
Sesamum indicum (sesame) is the source of this 868-nucleotide messenger RNA. RefSeq lists its product as uncharacterized. NCBI's taxonomy places the organism in Eukaryota, Viridiplantae, Streptophyta, Magnoliopsida, Lamiales, Pedaliaceae. The record is from RefSeq and is a predicted model, not a curated record.